Messenger RNA from Chlamydomonas reinhardtii, 2519 nucleotides. RefSeq lists its product as uncharacterized. The record is from RefSeq and is a predicted model, not a curated record. Bases 430 to 654 code for a protein of 74 amino acids. Lineage: Eukaryota; Viridiplantae; Chlorophyta; Chlorophyceae; Chlamydomonadales; Chlamydomonadaceae. The transcript has 5 exons.
GAUCCAGGGGGGGGCGAAGCCCCCCAGGAUUGCCCCUGUCCGUGCCUGCCUGCCUGCCUGCCUGCCUGCCUGCCUGCCGGUGCCUGCCUGCGUCGACAAAAAGUGCCAAACUGGCACAAACCGCGAGCGCUACGUAAUAUUACUUGCUAUUCCCUAUUGUAGAAAAAUAGGCAGCAGGUAAAACUCGGCCGGAGCGAGAAGCGACCUCGCGCGUCCAUGGACUUUAAUUGACUGGCGACUGUGGCGACUCGUUGCGAGGUGUGUGCGAAGUGCGGGCGGCGCUUACUCGGCAACGGGCAGCGCUGCCUGCAGGCGGUCGUACCAUGGGGGGGCUUACGUGCUCACCAAGUCCAAGUGUGCAACCACUGCGGGACGGUGUGGGGACGUGACGUCAACUCCGCAACCAACAUCCGGCACGCGCUGGUGGAAAUGCUGCUGGGGCACAAGCGACCUGCAUCGCUGCAGACUGGCGGCGGCGGCGGCGGCGGCGGCGGCAGCGGCGGCAGCGGCGGCGGCGGCGGCGGCAGCGGCGGCGGCGGCAGCGGCAGCGGCGGCGGCGCGUGCGCGCAUCUUGGUAGCGGAGGGGGCGGGAAAGGCCACGUGGAGGAGGAGAGCGCAGCGCCGCCCAAGAAGCGGCGCAAGCGCGCAGGCUGAGGAGCCGGCUGGCGGUGUCUAGGUAGCGGUCCGCGGUGGGGCUGGCAGGGCAUGCGUUGCGGCAUGACAAGUAGUGCGGCUGUUGACAACUGUGCUACGUCUGGCUGCGGUUGGCUCUGCUGUGGCAUCGUGAUUGCUAGGCACCCAGUUUGGCUAUGUGCCUGUGGAAACCGACCCCGGCUAUGUCCGGGCGAUGAGGUUGUUCGGCCUCAGACUGUGGAGGGGCUCAGCCCCUUUUCCCGUGACCGGGGAACACUUGUCUAUGGAGUGCACCUUCUUUCCGCGACACCCCGUGAAAAGCUGUUGCCACUAAUUUCUCAGGAUGUACCUUGGUUGGGUAUGGAUGCGGAUGUUACAGAGGGGACAGUCCCAGCUCCCGAAGACGCCGAGCCAUCACAUGCUAUCAGGGCCCAACCCCGACUUUGCUGCAAACCCUCCCGCGGGCAAAGUCCGUGUGACUCCGCGCACAGGGAAAGUAGGCUGACGUCAGCGUGAAGGUGUGUCCACCUUGGUUGGGUAUGGCUGCUAGUAACGCGAGUGGCGUUAGUCACCGCUGCAAGCGGUGCUGGCAACAGGCAUGCCGUACCGCCAUUCGGUUGCAUUUAAAGCCCCGGCUUUGCCGCCCUGGCUAUCAUACAUUAAUACAGAGGUAGAAGACAGCAGCAUUAGAGCGUCCCAAUAGCCCUUUCUUGCUGUUCUCCCCGCAACUGGUGCAGUCCGUGUUGCAAAGCUUCUUCCCGCCGACGAGACUUUGCCGAGCUCCUCAAAAGCAUACCUUUGCAACUGCAGUAGCGAACUAGUCGCCGCCUCCCACGCCCACGCCCACGACGCCGCCUGUAACGCCUCCGGCGCUUCGAUCGCCCGCUCCCGGCGCCGUUCUCGCAUAGAUCGGAAUCGCGACGUCUCCGCCGCCAACGUGAUCCGUGUGCUCCUCCUGCUGAAGCUGAUGGGCUUCGAGCGGCCGACCAAGCUGCAGCGGCCGCCAUGGCCGCCGGCGGCGGCGGGGCCGGGCUGAGAGCCUGAACGGCGCUAGCAGGGCGUGGGGCUGAGGGUGCACGUGUCGAUUGGCGGCGAGUGACGUGACUAGUUUGUUAGCUGCGGGUUAGCACGGACUGUGCACCCCACCCAACCGGCCACGUCCGGAUUUGCGGGGAUGCCAAAGGCCCCCAACAUAGAGGCGUGUGCAAUUUGCGCAGGGUUGCGUAGUUCAUAGUACGCGUACUAUGUACUACGUACUGUACUACGUACUGUACGCUGCCCUCGUCGGCUAGUACGUUGGAAAAUACGUUGUGCUGGGGAAACCAGCGGGGUGGGCCGUGGCAGCGCCGUGGCGGGCGAGGGGCGCGAGGGGUGCUGGGAAGGAUGUCCGUCGAAGUUCGCGCACCAUGGCUGCUCUCCGCACUGCAGCUGUGUUUUCUUAUAACAAUAUGAGUAUAAUAAGUUGAAGGAAAUUCCGCUAGAAGACUAUGGCCGCGCAAAUCCAAAUUCACACCGAUUCGGGCAUGGUGCGGGCACGCGUGUCGUGUUUGCGCCGACUUUCCCCCUGGAUUUCGUGGCCCAGCGUAUUAUGCACCGUAUUUUAACGUACUGUACUAGAAAUUCUAGUACGCCGUAUUAGUACGCGUAUUAUGGAGAGAGGGCCGCGUACUAGGCAACCCUGAAUUUGCGUGUGCUUAGUAGGCGCCCGCGUCAAGGUGGCUGGGUUGAUAACGACCCGGGAGGGGAGGGCUCAGCCCUUUUCCUGCCUCCCUAAGGCAGCCACCUCCUUGUUUGAUUGUAACUUAGCAGAGACAAAUGUUUGGGGUCGGGUUCAGCGCAAGCUGCAAAGGGCUUCUCACCAGCAAGCCGCAAUGUACGUAUACGCU